This is a messenger RNA of Lolium perenne, 555 nucleotides long. The record is from RefSeq and is a predicted model, not a curated record. Lineage: Eukaryota; Viridiplantae; Streptophyta; Magnoliopsida; Poales; Poaceae.
AUGCCGGAGCGAACUUCUCGGUCUGCGACACAGGACUGCAAGCAGCCGUCGCCGUCGGAGCCUCCAUGGGCGUCGCUGCAACACGAUUUGGUUCGUCUGGUGGCGUCUCGCUUGCUGGCCCAAGACUGGUUCGACUACGUAGGCUUCCGAUGCGUCUGCGCGCAAUGGCGCUCUGCCACGGACUGCCCGCGUGGCCGCGGCGUGGCCGACGUGCGGUUCCACCCACGGCGCUGGAUGAUGUUCCCGGAGGGCCGCGGCCUCUACCCCGGCCACCCCGACCUUGGAGACCACAUCCGUUUCUUCAACCUAGACUCCGGCGCGUUCGUCCGUGCCAGGCUUCCGCUGUUCGAGGACCACAGCGUUCUCGACUCGAUCAACGGCCUUCUCCUCCUCCAGCGGGACGACGACACGGCGAUCCGGCUCCUCAACCCUUUCACGCACGACAUCGUCGACUUCCCACCGCUCAACACCCUUGCUACCGUGCUGGGGCUACAGAGCUUGAGGUACACUACAGGAAUCGCGGUAGAUGCCGACGGCCUUCGACCCUCGGCGUAG